AUGAAAUGGAACACACCACUUUUAGAUAGUUUUCUCAAAGAAGUUGCAAGGCUUCACCCUUUACAAAGUGCACUGGCAGGGAGUCUGGACCGCAAAGUUCUGUCGCCCUUCACGUUUACCGAUGGAACUCAUGUCCCAGCCCAGAACUACAUUCGAGUACCUCAGCAAGCUCUCAUGCUCGAUCCUAAGUACGAUCCUAAUCCCGCCGAAUUUGACGGAUUCCGUUUCGUGCAGGUUCGGGACAAUUUAGCGCCAGAAUCUUACACUCGGCUUUCGCAUCCUAGCUAUAUAUUUCCAUUUUGGGGGUCUGUCGCCCACGCUUGCCCCGGUCGGUUCUACGCCACGAUGAUGGUAAAAAUGAUGGUAGCCCAUGUUCUAAUGAACUACGACAUGAAGUUGGUUGACGAAAAGGCAUCGCCUACCUUCUCGUGGGGGACCAAUGUUGUACCAAAUCCGUGGAUGAGAAUCCUUAUAAAACCAAAGAAAAGAGUAGUGUAG
Messenger RNA from Sclerotinia borealis F-4128, 498 nucleotides. The record is from the annotation of a GenBank genome assembly. NCBI's taxonomy places the organism in Eukaryota, Fungi, Ascomycota, Leotiomycetes, Helotiales, Sclerotiniaceae.